Molecule: messenger RNA, 1353 nt
Organism: Prorocentrum cordatum
Lineage: Eukaryota; Dinophyceae; Prorocentrales; Prorocentraceae
Source: the annotation of a GenBank genome assembly
AUGUGCAACAGCAUCUGCUUGAAGAUCUCUGGCCUGCAGUGGCAGGCAGGAUUUGCGCUUCACCUCACCGAGGUGAUCCAGAACAGCGUUCUGACGGACGCCAUGGAGGAUGCCCUUCAGGACGCCUGUGACCAACUGUCUACAUCCCUCGCGGCGGCGGCUGCGGCGGGGGCUCCCAUGCAAGUGCGCGGCGCUGGUGCGCCCACGCGCGAUCAGCUCCUGCGGUGCCCCAACAACUACCUCGCGAACAAGGGCUGGAUUGCGCUCGAGAACCCUCGAGCCACCUGCGAGGAGCGCGACGAGAUCGUCGUGAUCAGGCUCGGCUCGGUUGGCGUUCGCCACGCGAACGAGGACGGGCUGAUCAAGUUGGUCAUGUGCCUCCUCAUUGACAUCGAGCAGCGGCUCCACGGACACUGGCAGUCGUCCAACGACAUCUACAAGAGGGUGAAGCGCGUGAAGUCGUUGUUCACCAACCAGCAGCCCUGGGUGGGCACGUGCACCGAUAGGUUCCCCGACGACCCCGUCGGCACGCACUUGAUGAGUUUCUACUCGGCGGCAGAUCCUCCGAUCGCGCGGGCCAACCACUCGUGCGCGUACAUCAGCCAGCACGUGCCGUUGCGUAGCACCAGCAAGCUGCUCAAGACAGAUGACCGCAUGCAUAAUGCAGAUCGGUCCGACCCAAUGCAGCAAGCGCUUGCCACCUGCGUGCAGGCGGUCAGAGCGGCCUCCGCUGCAGCUGCAGCUCCUGGCAAUGACCUGGGCCUCACGUGCGCGGGCAAGUACGCGCACUUGUCGCCCUCGGGGUCGUCGCAGUGGUCGCGCCGUGGAGACUGGGGCUCCCAGCAGUCAUGGGAUUCGUGGGCGAGCGAGCCCUGGUCGGAGAGCAGCAAGGCGCACUUCAAGCCACGGCUGGGCACUGGCGAGCAGACCUUAGAGCAGUACGAGGAAGAGGCAUUCACUCGCCUCAAGAUGAGGAAGCCAGCAGCUGCUGCCACCAAGACAGGUGCUGCGCCAGCCGCGAAGAAAAGGCCCGCUGCAGCGGCCCUGCAGGGCGAGGCGAAGACGAUCAAAUACACGAUCAAGUGGGAGAAGGCCGACAAGAAGAGUACCAAGAACGCCUUCGCGUCGAGGCACUACGGCAGGGCCACGAAAAAGGCGAAGGAGCAGUUCCCUGGCAUCAGCGAGCUCGACCUGAAGGCGACCAUUCAGAAGGUUUACAGGGACGCGGCGGCGCUCUGGUCCAAGCACAUGGGCAGAGGACCGCUUUCGGGCCCGCGCUCGCGCGGGCUCAGGGUUUUUGCCGUGGCCGCAGAGGGCAUCUCGACCUCGUGGCCACCGAAAAUGAGCGAAUGA